Messenger RNA from Pipistrellus nathusii (Nathusius's pipistrelle), 1821 nucleotides. Lineage: Eukaryota; Metazoa; Chordata; Mammalia; Chiroptera; Vespertilionidae. The record is from the annotation of a GenBank genome assembly.
AUGUCCCAGCUCUCCUCCACGCUGAAGCGCUACACGGACUCCGCCCGCUACGCAGACACCCCUUACGCCAAGGCAGGCUAUGGCUCCUACACUCCCGCCUCCUACGGUGCCACCCUGGCUGCCUCCUUCCUGGAGAAGGAGAAGCGGGCUUUCAAGCCGGGCCCCCCAGCCAGCUUCCUGGCCCGGCCCAGCACCUAUGGCCCUUCCUCCAUCCUGGACUACGACAGGGGCCGCCCCCUGCUGCGGUCAGACGUCCUGGGGGCCGGUAAGAGGGCAGAGAGCCAGGCGCGAGGCCUCGAGCGGCCGGCAGGGAGCGGCCUCAGCGGGGGCAGCGGAUUCCCGUAUGGAGUGACCAGCAGCUCCCUCGGCUACCUGCCCAUGAGUGCCCGCAGCCAGGGGCUGCCCCUGACGCAGAAGAAGUCCAGCAGUCAGCUCGACCUGGCCAGGGACUUCUCCAGCCUUCGGGCCUCGGAGAGCUACCGCCUGGACCCCGGGCCCCUGGGCCGCAGCCCCGGGCUGGCCCGCACCCGCCGGGAGCUGUGCGCCCUGCAGGGCCUCUACCAGGCGGCCAGCCGCUCGGAGUACCUGGCCGACUACCUGGAGAACUACGGGCGCAAGGGCGGCACCCCUCAGCUGCCUGCCCAGGCCCCUCCCUCGCGAGCCCCUGAAGUCCUCAGCCCCACCUUCCGACCCAGCGGCCGGUACACUCUGUGGGAGAAGGGGAAAGGCCUGGCCCCUGGACCCAGCCGCAGCAGCUCCCCAGGGCGGGACACCAUGAACUCUAAGAGCGCCCAGGGUCUGGUCGGCCUGCGCAACCUUGGGAACACGUGCUUCAUGAACGCCAUCCUGCAGUGCCUGAGCAGCACGCGCGAGCUGCGGGACUACUGCCUGCAGCGGCUCUACCUGCGGGACCUGAGCCACAGCAGCCGCGCCAACACGGCCCUCAUGGAAGAGUUCGCCAAGCUCAUCCAGGCCAUGUGGACUUCGCCUCCCGGUGAGGUGGUGAGUCCCUCGGAGUUCAAGACCCAGAUCCAGAGAUACGCCCCACGCUUCGUGGGCUAUAAUCAGCAGGAUGCUCAGGAGUUCCUCCGCUUCCUUCUGGAUGGGCUGCACAAUGAGGUAAACCGAGUCACAGUGAGGCCUAAGUCCACCCCUGAGAACCUCGAUCACCUUCCUGAUGACGAGAAAGGGCGGCAGAUGUGGCGGAAAUACCUGGAGCGGGAAGACAGCCGGAUUGGGGAUCUCUUUGUGGGGCAGCUGAAGAGCGCCCUGACCUGCACGGACUGCGGCCACUGCUCCACGGUCUUCGACCCCUUCUGGGACCUGUCGCUGCCCAUCGCGAAGCGGGGCCAUCCCGAGGUGACCCUACUGGACUGCAUGCGGCUCUUCACCAAAGAGGAUGUGCUCGACGGCGACGAGAAGCCUACGUGCUGCCGCUGCCGCGCCCGCAGACGGUGCCUGAAGAAGUUCUCCAUCCAGCGGUUCCCCAAGGUGCUGGUGCUCCAUCUGAAACGGUUCUCUGAGUCCAGGGUGCGGACCAGCAAGCUCACAACGUUUGUGAACUUCCCGCUGAGAGACCUGGACUUGAGAGAAUUUGCUUCAGAAAACACCAACCACGCUGUUUACAACCUGUACGCUGUGUCCAAUCACUCCGGAACCACCAUGGGCGGUCACUACACUGCGUACUGCCGGAGCCCGGCCACCGGCGAGUGGCACACGUUCAACGACUCCAGCGUCACGCCCAUGUCCUCCGGCCAAGUGCGCUCCAGCGACGCCUACCUGCUCUUCUACGAGCUGGCCAGCCCGCCCUCACGCAUGUAG